Cladocopium goreaui is the source of this 3807-nucleotide messenger RNA. The record is from the annotation of a GenBank genome assembly. NCBI's taxonomy places the organism in Eukaryota, Dinophyceae, Suessiales, Symbiodiniaceae.
AUGCCCAGGGGCACAGAUGCUGCUACCCUUGAGUCCUCCACUCUUCGGCGCGUUCGCUUUCUUCACAACCAGGCCCAAUACGGCAGGGGGCUGAGCUUUCAUCGGGGCACCCGGGACAACCUGGUGCAUCAUAUCCUUUUGGAGGACGUGCUAUUUCAAGGAAACGAGGCGGCGGAAUCGGGAGGAGGCAUCCAGGUGCGCGGAGGCUUCAGGCUCUCAUUCUCCAACGUGACUUUCAGGGACAAUCGCGCCAUGCAGAAUGGUGUGGCAAUCAGCAUUCGACUCAUUGAAGCCUCACCUGCUGUCAUUGAGAUGAAUGAUACAAUCAUAGAGUCAAGCCACGCAGAUAGUCAUGGAGGUGCAAUUCAUUGCAGUGAGGUGUCUGGAGAGUCUGUGUCCUUGGAUAUGAAGCGAGUGAGAUUCAUGAGGAGCAGUGCAUAUGGAAAUGGCGGUGCCAUCUUCUACGGAUGCCAAUCCCUGAAGAUCACGAACAGCUCAUUCCAAUCAAGCUCGGCCUUUGGAGGAAAUGGAGGUGCCUUGCAUCUUGGAAGGGAGUUGGAGUGCAGAGAUGAAGACGGCAUGAAAGAGGUGGUGUCCUUCAGAGAUGUCCAGUUCUAUGACAACACGGCUAAAAUGGGUGCAGUUGCAUUUUUCGAUGCAGAGCUUCCUACCUGUGCCAUUCCUUAUCUGGAAGGCUCUCCCAAUGUCUUUGUCGCAUCCAAGCCUUCAGUCUGGUCAUGGGAAGACUUCAACACUUCAGUCAGUGGGAAUGCAGCUGUUCUUGGGAAUCUGCAAGCUACGACUCCUGUAAACAUAAAGCUAUUCUGUGCAGGGACCAGUGAUUGCACUCCAACAGCUGGAGGGUUGGCAAUACAAGGCUUCCCUGGAAUGGCUUUGACCAUUGAAGCAGUGCUGCAGGACUUCUUUCAGCAGCUCUACAUCGACGAUACCCUCAUCGUGGAGCUGUGGACAGCUACGCCCAACUGCUUACUGGAAGGUGUGCAACAGCAUCGGCUACAGCAAGGAGUCGCUGCUGUGCAGUCCCUCAAGGUACGCUCUGUUGCCAUGGAGCCUUGGAAUCCCGUGUGUGACAUCGUCGUUCGGGUACCCCUUUCGAUUUACGCACUGCGAUCAGUGCGGUUGGCCACGCUUCAUGUCAGUCUUGGGGCCUCUCCAUCAACCUGUCCGACUGGCUGGAUCUCCGAAAACGUCACAGCAACUGCUCGAGAAUGCAAAGCAUGUCCAGCAGGUACUUUUGGAAGCCCUGGGUCAGAUACUUGCCAGACAUGUCGGAUUGGUACCUUUACUGCCAAGGAGGGGCUAGGUCAAUGCGAUGUUUGCCCUAUUGGGCAUGGGUGCCCAGCUGGCACCAGCAUUCCAGCCCCUUGUGCACCUGGAUUCUUUCAAGACCAGCAGGGCAUGGAAGAUUGUUUCCGCUGUUCGUACGGUGAGUAUGCACCAGACCACGCAUCUGCACAGUGCAUCAGCUGCAGCAUGGGCCUUAUUACACCUGAACGCGGAUCUCUCUCAAGAGAGGCCUGCGUGUGUGCUGAGGGGAAAUACAUGGUGGCCGAAGUUGGAUGCAAAGAUUGUCUGAAAGGAAUGGUGUGUCUCCAAGGCUUGGCGCCGCCAGAGCAGGAAGGAGGCUACUGGGCUGAAGACCUGGGUUCAGGUGAGUACUCAGUUCUGCAGUGCCGCACCCCCUUCGAAUGUCCCAGAGGCACACCGGAGCUGUGUGCUCCCAAUCGCCAAGGUCCUGCCUGCAACAAUUGCCUUCCAAACCACUACCCUACAACUGCAGGAGCCUGUUCAGCCUGCGGCAGCUUUGACUGGCUACCAUUCUAUGCAGUUUUGGUUUGCACAUGGGCUUUGGUAUCUUUGCUCAUAACUCGGGUCAAUGCAGAAUUGUCCAAUUCAAAUCUCAACAAGCUGACCAUUGCAGCGGUUGCAAACCAGCUAUGCUUCGUGAUCCAGACUUUCUCAACAAUCAGGCAACUGCAUAUUCGUUGGCCAGAACCUGUGAAAUCUCUGGUGGACAUCGCAAAUCUGAUCACAAUGAUAGAUCUCGACUUCUUGAAAAUAUCAUGUGUCAGUCAAUAUGACCACCCUGCCAUCAAGUUGGCUGGGCAGCUGCUUGCAUUUCCCGCGCUGGCGUUCGGAGUGUCUUCCAUUUGGGUGCUCCAUCGCGUGCUUCGUCGAACUGAAAUCCCAUAUGAUCACGUGUUCAACAUCCUGGGACUGGUGUUUGCCUUCUCAUUGAGUUUGUCGUUGACUGCCUUGAUGCCUUUCCAGUGUUUGCCCAAUCCAAAUGGCACAAGUUCGAUGGCCAACAAUCCGGGGGCGAUUUGUUACCAGUCGGCAGAUCAUUGGGUUCUGAUUGCAAUUGGGGCUGUGGGAGUUGUGCUGUACCCAGUGAGCAUUGUCUCUUGGGCUGCUUGGACCACGUAUCAAUACCCAAUCAGGGCUGCAACUGGGAACGGUUUGACGCUGCUCUACCGCUAUCGCUUCUUCUUCCAACGCUUCAAGCAGAAUUGUUAUGGUUUCGGCCUCUUUGUUUUGGUCCGCAACUUUUUCCUGGCACUGGCACCCAUCGUUUUGGUACCAUCACCUGCAUUGCAGAUCCCCACCGUGUGCCUUUUCCUGAUUGUCAGCUUGAUGGUGCAGGUCCGUUUCUGGCCAUGGAGGACACCAGUUGCAAACUUGGCCGAUGCAUUGAUGACGAGCUUCCUCAUAAUCACCCUUGCUGGGGUGGCCCCAUUAUUGGACGUUUCAGAGGCGGAGGCCACGCUGGUACUGGGCACCUUGCUAUGUGUUCCGGUUCUUGCUCCGUUGGUGAUUGGGCUCGGCGCAAUGAUUUGGUCCGGUUGGCGCGAUGUCCGGACCCGCAAGAAGUGGGACAUUUUCCUUUGCCACCACAAGGGAGGCGGUGGAGCUUUGGCCAGGUAUUUGAAGAUCAUGCUCUGCAAGAAUGCGCAGUGCGACGUGUUUCUCGAUGCCGAUUCGCUACAAAACCUUGAUGCUCUAUUUGAGACCGUGCGGGAUCAGACGCAGCACUUCGUGAUCCUGCUGACAGCGCAGGUGCUCAAGAGAAUGUGGUGUGCUGGCGAGAUUGCAACAGCGUUCAAGCACCGCAUCACUAUGCUUCCAGUUGCUUGCGAUGACUUUCGCCCUAUGAGAACCCAUGAAAUUGAGGGCAUUCCAUCACUCUGGGGGCCGGAGCAACAACAUUCCCUGGCAUGUUUUGGAAUAAGGGAAAGCGAUGUCACCAGUGCCUUCCUGCACCUGCAAGCUUUGAUUGAUUUGCGAAUGCCCCGCUUUGGCACCUCUGGACAGAAACUUGUGAUCGUUCGGGAGAUUCUAACUCGAUGCCAACUCAGUGGAAGAGGAUCGGGAAUGGGCCCGAUAGGCUCGAUAGGCGCAGCGAUCGGUCCGCUAGGUGAUGCAGAGAAAGAGUUGCCGGUGGCCAAGCCGCGAAUUUUAAUCACAGGUGCAGUUGUGGAUGCAGAGGCGCUGAGCAUUUGUGAGGUUGCAGAGGAUAUGAUUCAGCGGAGGCUUCAGGUCGUUUGCAGUGUGAUUCGUACGGAUGAGGAGGCCCUUGCCACACUCCACUAUGCUUCCUAUGUGGUAGUGAUCUUGUCGCGGGGCUUGUUGCGAGACCCUUGCUUUGCGAAGAUCAUGAUGGCAGUCUUCUCACACAAAGCCAAUUCCGGAAACCCCAGGAGCAUGACAAGGAGCAUGUCAUCGCGUGCCUCCGAGCGGGAUCUGAACUUGGUGACAGUGAUAGCCGUGGCUCGGCCCAGAGUUUGA